AUGAACGGUCAGCCUUCUAGGAAAGCUCUUAAGACGAGCUUUCGAGCCUCACCAAGAUCGAUUAGACCUAUAUACACUGGGGGUCCUGUAGUACUGACCAAAGAUGGGCAAUGGUUAAUCACCACCAUGGGAGAAGAGGUGUUAGUGACGGAGGUGAAGACUGGUCUUGCUAUUGCCAAAGUGCGAGGUGAUUCGACGCCUAUAACAUCCCUAGCUCUUUCAUAUCAUACAGAACCACCUACUUUGAUAACAGCUCAUUCCUCAAUGACACUCCGAUAUUAUCCUCUCCCAUCUUCUGCACCCAUCUCAUCUACUCCUAAGCCCCCUUUACUCACCUACACUCGAGCUCUGUCCAAAGCCCAUUCUGCUCCUAUACUGGUCUCAGCAGUAUCUCCCGACUCUACACUGCUCGCUACAGGUUCGUCCGACGGUAUCGUGAAAGUAUGGGAUAUGGAAGGAGGAUAUGUGACUCAUCUGUUCAGAGGACAUGGUGGACCUGUAUCGGCCUUGCACUUCAACUUCCCAGUCAUCGAGGGAGAAGAAAGACGUAGGAUGGAGCUGAUGACCGGAUCGACCGAUGCUAGAGUGAGAAUAUUCGAUUUGAGAGAUGCCAGCGCUCGUGUGGUCGGAGGUGGGAAUGCUGUGAAGCCCAAAGCUGUAUUAGAAGGUCAUGUCAGUGUGGUGCGGGGGAUAGACACGACUCCAGAUGGGAAGUGGGCAAUCACAGGAGGAAGAGAUAAAGUGGUAUUGGUGUGGGAUAUGCUGUCUGGAGAAAGCGUUGGACAGUCAAGCAAGAAAGCCGGAAAGGGUAAAGCCACUUCUACGGGUGUACCAAAGAUCGUUCAGACUAUAAUCGCUCAAGAACAGAUUGAAUCGCUUGGACUACUACCUACAGAAGAGAACGUCUCGGGGUCCUCACAGGGGAGAUUACUGUGUUAUACUGGAGGAGAUGCGGGUGCAGUAAAGAUAUGGGAUGUACUGAAGGGCAAAGAAACAGGCGCGAUGAAGGGUGUAGAAGGGGUCGAUGAGGCGGAGGUAGACGAGGAUGAGCAAAGAGGGGUUCUGAAUGUAAUAUACGACUCCACCACUUCAUCUUUGGUUUCCAUACAUGCCGACCAGAAUAUCAUUUUCCACUCAUUAUCCUCUUUACAGGCUGUUCGUCAGAUUGUCGGUUACAACGACGAAAUAGUUGAUACUAUCUUUCUCAAUUCAUCUCCUUCGUCUUCUUCCUCAUCAUCUCACACACACCUUGCCUUGGCCACCAACUCGAACCUUAUCCGUCUUUACUCUACAUCAACUUUCGACGUCCGACUGCUUUCAGGUCAUAAAGAUAUGGUGCUAUGUUUAGACAAAACGGCAGAUCAUCGAUGGCUUGUCAGCGGAAGUAAAGAUCGUACUGCUCGAGUAUGGGCACCUACGCCAGACGGAAAGCGCUGGAAGUGUAUUGCGAUCUGUGAAGGACAUGCGGAGAGUAUAGGUGCAGUGGCGAUCUCGAGGAAGAUGGAUGAUAAGGGUAAAUCGGGGAGAUUCUUAUUUACAGCAAGUCAGGAUAGGACGAUCAAGAUGUGGGAUCUCACCUCAUUACCUCUGGAUUCGUCUGAAUUACCUGAUGAACCAAUUAAACCGCGUUCGAUGGCUACUCUCAAAGUACAUGAGAAGGACAUCAACUCCUUGGAUCUAUCACCAAAUGAUAAAUUUUUGGCGUCGGGUUCACAGGACAAGCUGGUGAAGAUCUUCCAUGUCGAUUUCGAUGCUUCAUCAGGAUCUGCUGCAGGGUCACUUAAACCCGCUGGUACAUGUAAGGGACACAGAAGAGGUGUGUGGUCAGUCAAAUUCAGUAAGACCGAUCGAGUAGUUGCCAGUGCUGCCAACGAUAAGACUGUAAGAUUGUGGAGUUUAGACGAUUUCUCUUGUCUCAAGACUUUCGAAGGACAUACCAACGCUGUUUUGCGAGUGGAUUUCCUGAGUCAUGGUAUGCAGCUCAUCACAUCUGCUCGAGAUGGAUUAGUCAAAUUGUGGAAUAUCAAAGAUGAGGAGUGUGUGAAAACGCUUGAUAACCAUGAAGAUCAGGUAUGGGCUCUAGCCAUAUCAAGUGACGAGAAGACCAUCGUUUCUGCUGGAUCCGACUCCGUCGCUACAUUCUGGGAAGAUUCGACCGAGGUCGAGCAGGCCGAGAAGAACGAUGCGUUGGUCAAAGCCGUGCAGAGUGAACAAGAUUUCACCAAUUACAUUGUGCUUAAAGAUUAUCGACGAGCUAUCUUACUGGCGUUAUCAAUGUCUCAACCUGGAAGACUGUUGAAUCUCUUCAGAACGAUCAUCACUUCGCCCGAACCUGCCGAAGGAAGUAUAAUAGGUUCUUUGGAAGUUGACGAGGUGAUCCGUACUUUACACGGUAUAGACCUCGUCAGGUUGCUCAAAUUCGUUAGGGAUUGGAAUGCCAAUGCCAAAACUUCACCUUUCGCUCAAACAAUCUUAUAUGCGAUUUUCAAAUUACGUUCUCCAGAAGAAAUACUGCAAGCUUUCAACUCUUCGACCAAAUUACCUUCUCAGCCCGAAGACGAUGAAGACAUCGAGGAAGAAGGGGAAGGUGAAACAAAGAAAAAGGUAUCAUUGACAAAGGAUCAGAAAUUGGCAUUACCAAUAAGUAUACAAGAGCUUUUAGAUGGUCUGAUACCUUAUUCGGAAAGGCAUUUCUCAAGGGUUGAUAAGUUGGUGCAAGAUAGUUAUAUGCUGGAUUAUGUUUUGGGUGAGAUGGAUGGUGGUAUCUUCGGAGGUGAGAUCAUGGAUGUGGAUGGUGUGUAG
Molecule: messenger RNA, 2802 nt
Organism: Kwoniella botswanensis
Lineage: Eukaryota; Fungi; Basidiomycota; Tremellomycetes; Tremellales; Cryptococcaceae
Exons: 7
Coding region: 1-2802 (933 amino acids)
Biological process (GO): endonucleolytic cleavage to generate mature 5'-end of SSU-rRNA from (SSU-rRNA, 5.8S rRNA, LSU-rRNA); endonucleolytic cleavage in 5'-ETS of tricistronic rRNA transcript (SSU-rRNA, 5.8S rRNA, LSU-rRNA)
Cellular component (GO): 90S preribosome; nucleolus; small-subunit processome
Molecular function (GO): protein binding; U3 snoRNA binding
Source: RefSeq, a predicted model, not a curated record